UGAAUAUUGGAUAUUGAAAGUCUGAAGGUCGGCGAGUGUGUUAUGGUUUCAAGGUUUCAACAAGAGGGACUAUACGAUUUCGCUCCGACUCAUAAUGGGCACCUAUAUGGGAGUUUAUUACUUAUACGUUUCCGGGAAAUCCAAAUAAUUCAAGUUUUACGAUUUAGCAGCUACAAUUAAUCUCACCAUCUAACAUUUACUUUCCUCUAUAAAAUACAUCAUUUCAUCCAACUUGGUUUUAUUCCGUCUGUAUUCGCCUAUUGUAUCAAUCCAAGAUUAUUGGUUAGUUAUACGACGGUCUUCACAGUGUAUACUCAUUUUCACUGCAUUUCAAAACUAGAAAGCCCGUGAUAUGUCUACAGGUGUUCUUAAAUUCAUUAUCACUGCUAUCCUACUUAGUGUAAAUAUUAUCUCUUCUUUGAUCGCAUUUUAUGCUGGUAUUAAAGGUGUAAACAGAGAUAAAUUUUCAUCAUCAUCAUGGAGCAUUGGAUUCUCUUUGUCAAACUACUUUUCUAUUGGUCUAUUUAUGGGAAUUUCAAUUUUGGGUUUGUAUAGCAGUUCAGCGGUAAAGUUGCAUACAGUCCAAAAUGAAUUUUCUCAGCAUAGCGCCUUCAAACAUUAUCCUAUUUCAGAAACACUUUUAUGCCUUGGAAUAUUUUUCUUAUUUGUUUGUGAAUGGUGUUCAAGAAAAAUCACAAAAACUGUAUGCAGAUCAUCCGAGCAGCAGAAAAGUUUUAAUAACAAUUUUGAGUUCCUAAAUUCUGUGGAAAAUGUCCCAUUGAAUGGUUCUGCUUAUCUGGAGGAUGAAAUCGAAUUGUUACCAGUGCAAGAAAUUUCUGACAAUAAUGGUACCACUACUAAUAAUUUUGAACGCAAUAAUACAAAAAUCAGACGAACAUCAGUGUACCGAAAUAAAGUUGGACAACAGGGUUUCAGCCUUGCAAAGUCAAUUUUACUUAGCUGUGCACUCAGUUUGCAUUCAUUUCUUGAAGGAUUGAGUUUUGGUCUGUUGGACUCAUUCGACCAGGUUGUUAGCAUGGCUGUUGGUAUGUCCAUGCAUCAGUUUUUAUGUGCAGCCACCUUGGGAUUUCGUCUUGCCCAAUCAAGUGUGACAAACACCAAGAGGUACAUCGCAGUUUUCGUCCUGAUAUGUUACCUGUUAGUUUUCCCUUUCGGUGUUUCAUCCGGUAAAAAGCUGUUCGAGUUGGCCUACACUUCAUACAACGAUAAUUUCACAUCGACCCGUGCAAACAACACACUCACUUCAUCUUCAUCCUAUACUCAUGGAAAUUCUGGUCAACUGAUGAUUGGCUUAUUGCAGAAUUUCGCUGCUUCAUCCUUUCUCUAUGUAAUCUUGUUCGAUAUGUUGCCAGCUGUAUCCUCGUAUGGUGUGAAAACCUUCAGUACACCUUCAGUCGCCUCCGCUUCUUCUAUGCAUUAUUGUAACUCUGCCAAGUAUGAGUCAACUAAACGAAGAAGAGGAAGUGGUAUUCUAUGCUUUUGUUCUGUAUUCGUAGGCUUUGUGUUAGUCUCCGGUCUGAGAUUUCUUCACCAUAAGUGAGACGGCUGGCACAUAUGCCUAUGCAUAUCAUUACUUCCAUGGAUGCGCGUUGUCUUUCAUACUGUUAAGCGGUGGGGUAAUCACAGCUAAGUAAUUUGCCAGUAACGCUUUUCUCUCUCUCUCCCUCCGUCUGUCUCCCACUCAUUAGACUCACCUUCUCAUGGCAUUCAGAGAGACAGUAUAUACAAAAACUUAAACAAAAAUUUAAUUUUGAAUCUCACUGCUUUAUUUGCUCCUCUUUCAAAAUUGUUAAGAAUUGGCUAGUGUUUGUUUGUUUGCCUGUUUCUCUAAGUGUGUGUCGGUGUGUGUGUGUUUGCGUUGUGUGAAACACACAAUACUUGUUUAUUUUGUUUAAUCAAUAUUUUUUGAAUUACUCAAGAAAACUAGAAAACAUUUUUUAGAGACUUUUUUGUUUGUUCUUUUUGGUUAUUUUUAAAAAACAAACUUUAAAAAAGUACAUGUUACCGUGGGUUUGGUGAGCAGUUCUUGCUUUAUUUCUUUACGUUCCCAGUGAAACAUAGGGGGCUUCAAGCUAGAGGCUUGAAAUUUCUGUAGCAGUAGUGUUUACUUUUACGGGAUGGGGUCGCUAGCAUUACAACCAACCUCCCCUCUUUACCAGUCUUAUUGUAACAGCAGAAGACAAGGACCAGACAACAGACUUUUUAUUGAGGAAAUCAACACAUGACCAACUAUUGGGGACGUACAGAUUGACGUAAAUUACUGUCUACCAACUUUGGUUAACAGCCAGCUCUCACCACACUCGUCCCCCCCCCCGUCAAAGACUUGCGACUGAAGUUGAUUCGGUCUUUUUGGUUCUAGGAGCUUUGUUCGUUCGUCUUGCUGUCUAGAAUCGCGGCACUCGCUGAUGUUCACCUGUUUCUUUUUGUUCACCAUUGCGAUUGUGUCUGCGUAACCCCAUCUCAACGUGACCGUAUGUUGUCCUUCCCACUUUGGAAACUGUU
Messenger RNA from Trichobilharzia regenti, 2523 nucleotides. NCBI's taxonomy places the organism in Eukaryota, Metazoa, Platyhelminthes, Trematoda, Strigeidida, Schistosomatidae. The record is from the annotation of a GenBank genome assembly.